Agrilus planipennis (emerald ash borer) is the source of this 1098-nucleotide messenger RNA. RefSeq names its product guanine nucleotide-binding protein subunit beta-like protein (gene Rack1). Gene Ontology annotation, biological process: rescue of stalled cytosolic ribosome; positive regulation of protein phosphorylation. The coding region runs from base 80 to 1033 and encodes 317 amino acids. The record is from RefSeq and is a predicted model, not a curated record. Lineage: Eukaryota; Metazoa; Arthropoda; Insecta; Coleoptera; Buprestidae. Gene Ontology annotation, cellular component: cytosol; nucleus. The transcript has 5 exons. Gene Ontology annotation, molecular function: protein kinase C binding; translation regulator activity; ribosome binding.
UGAUUCUUUUCUUAUCUGUGAUCCUUUCGCAGUGCUUGUACCGUUGAUGCGUCCACGUUUCAGUUAAUUAAAUACAAAAAUGAAUGAAACUCUUCUUUUGCGAGGUGUUCUUUUGGGGCACAACGGAUGGGUCACACAAAUAGCUACCAAUCCAAAAUAUCCGGAUCUUAUUUUAUCUGCUUCACGAGAUAAAACGUUAAUUGUAUGGGAGUUGACCCGUGACGAAGCUCAAUACGGAAUUCCUAAAAAGCGACUUUAUGGUCAUUCGCACUUCGUGUCGGACGUCGUCCUUUCUAGUGAUGGGAAUUAUGCCCUUUCAGGAUCCUGGGAUAAAACACUUCGUCUGUGGGACUUGGCUGCAGGGAAAACUACAAGAAGAUUUGAAGAUCAUACGAAGGAUGUACUGAGUGUGGCGUUCUCGGUUGACAAUCGUCAGAUUGUAUCUGGCUCACGAGACAAGACCAUUAAAUUAUGGAACACCCUUGCAGAGUGUAAAUAUACCAUUCAGGAAGAUGGACAUUCUGACUGGGUUUCCUGUGUACGUUUCUCUCCAAAUCAUGCCAACCCCAUCAUUGUGUCAUGUGGCUGGGAUCGUAUGGUGAAAGUUUGGAAUUUGGCCAAUUGCCGAUUAAAGAUCAACCAUUCUGGUCAUACUGGUUAUCUGAACACCGUCACUGUUUCUCCAGAUGGUAGUUUAUGUGCCAGCGGAGGCAAAGAUUGCAAAGCCAUGUUAUGGGACCUUAAUGAUGGCAAACAUCUUCACACUUUAGACCAUAAUGACAUCAUAACAGCCCUCUGUUUCUCACCUAACAGGUACUGGUUGUGUGCUGCCUUUGGGCCUUCAAUUAAAAUUUGGGACUUGGAAAGCAAGGAGAUGGUAGAAGAGCUUCGACCAGAAGUUAUGUCUCAAAAUAGCAAGGCUGAGCCCCCCCAGUGCCUUUCUUUGGCAUGGUCUACUGACGGACAAACCCUAUUCGCAGGAUACUCUGACAACGUGAUAAGAGUAUGGCAGGUCAGCGUAGCUGUUCGAUAGGGGCGUUUAUGUGACAUUUAAAUGAUAUGUUUAAUAAGUAAUAACAAUAAAACAAAAAAUAUUAA